AAAACAAGCGCAAGAGCGACGAUAACUUGGAGAACUCAACGGCCAAGACCAAACGGAUCGAGACCCGAUGCGAUGCACUGAUCUUAUGGUUCUGGGCUUGCCCUGGAAGACAACUGAGGAUAGCUUGCGGGAGUACUUUGAGACCUUUGGCGAAGUGCUGAUGGCCCAGAUCAAGAAGGAAACCAAGUCGGGGCAGUCCAAAGGCCUUGGAUUCGUACGCUUUGGGUCCUACGACGCCCAAAUGCGCGUUCUCUCUAACCGUCACCUCAUCGACGGUCGUUGGUGCGAAGUUAAGGUGCCCAACUCUAAGGCAUGGGACAUCAGGUGCAAGGUCUUCGUGGGCCGCUGCACAUAGGACAUAAACUCGGACGACUUGCGCGAGUAUUUCUCCAAGUUUGGCGAGGUCACCGACGUGUUUAUUCCCCGACCCUUUAGAGCCAUUAGUUUUAUCACUUUUCUCGAUCCUGAUGUGGCGCAGUCUCUGUGUGGAGAGGAUCAUAUAAUUAAGGGUGUUUCGGUGCAUGUGUCGAAUGCUGCCCCAAAGGCAGAACAAAACAGGGGUCAGCAGACACAGGGGUCGCAAUGGACACCACCGAGUUGUGGUGUUGAACCAGUCCGCCACCAACCAAUCAGCCGCAUCAGGGACAACCGCCACCCAGCUAGAGAGAGUGGCGAGAAAAUUCUGUGAAUUAUUUUUAUUAUUCCAAUAAAAAAUCUCCUUAUUCAA
This is a messenger RNA of Drosophila suzukii, 727 nucleotides long. Lineage: Eukaryota; Metazoa; Arthropoda; Insecta; Diptera; Drosophilidae. The record is from RefSeq and is a predicted model, not a curated record.